CUGUGGAAAUCUCAGCCAAGAGUCAAGAGGCUCACCUGCGCUCUGUUGGAGCUGAGCUUGGAUUUACUGGUGUGAGAUAUAAGAAUGUUCUCUGAAUGAGCCAGCCUCCAGAGGAGUGUCUAUAUGCUGGGAAGCACCAGGUUUACCACCAGGAUCUCUGGGAACACCAAGGACAUAGAGCCUCUUUUCACGGGCAAGCAGGUGGGCAGGCGGCUGGAGUUUUAUCAAUGGGCUGGUAAUUGAAUUCUGAUUUGAUUCCAUCAGUUUUUCAUCAACAGUCGGGAGCCACAAGGGAGACCUGAGUUUUGGUGUAUGAGAUCGGACUCUCAUUCCGUUUGUGGAGUAAAAUAAUAAUCCUAUAGAGAAUAUCAUGAUCCAGAUUACAUUAAUAGUUUACUUUAUCAUGGUUCUACCUUUAUUCAAUGAGCCACAUCAGAGCUCUCAGACAGGUUGUCCACUAAAGCCAUGGGACUGACACAGAGGUGACCAAGUGCUACAAAGUGUACUCUGGGAGCUGUAAUUUACUGUGGUUUAUCAUACCUUAGUGGAAUAUAAUCUGUUUUAAGGAUUAUGAUGAUGGUUUAACCAGGACAGAGGACACAAUGUGGAGUGUGAUAUCCAGUAAUACUGUAUCAUUUUUGUGUGGCAUUGAAAGUUAUUUUGUUUAGUGCUUUGUGUACUGGAAAUAUUGACACAUUUUUAGGCAUACGCAAAGUCACAAACACUUUUUUUGUAGUCAAGGAUGUACCUACCAAAGGGAUCAAUUUUCAUGUCAGUAAUUAGCAAAAGAUUUUUAUGGAAGAUGCCAGAUUGGCUCAAUUAAUUGAACGUGGUGAUCAAUAUUCAAAGGGUCUACAUAUCCAACUCUACCUCUACCCUUGCCUGACAUUGACACUCACAGUAACGACAGUGGGUGUACAGUAUAUCACGGUGGGCUGGUUCCACCACUAUAUCUCCAGUGUAAGAGUAGCCGGGCCCCUCCUGCUCUGUGGGAGCUGCCCUCCCCCAGCCUGGACCCUGUCUCCUCUGCCCUGUUGGUGCUCCUGCACUCGGCUGUGCUGGCCGAGGAUGAUGUGGCAAUGUCAUGUCUCGUCCUCGGAGUGCCGCUGCUACCGGCUGAAGGGAUUUUCCCUGCUGAAGCGCUUCCCUCUCUCGGCAGAUGGGGCCUGCAGCAAAGCCCUGGACCAGCCCGUGGGAGAGUGGCUGGAGCAUGUGGGGCUGCCACAGUACGAGAGCAAGCUGCUGCUUAAUGGCUUCGACGACCUAUGCUACAUGGGCAGUAACGUGAUGGAGGACACGGAUCUUAGAGAUAUGGGAAUCACUGACCCUGGCCACAGAAAGAAGAUCAUCCGUGCAGCACGCAGCUUGCCCAAGGUGAAAGCCCUGGGCUGUGAUGGCAGCACCUCUCUGUCCACCUGGUUGGAUGUGCUAGGCCUCCAGGAGUACCUGCCUAACUUCCUGUCCAGUGGCUACCGUACCUUGGACUGUGUGAAGAAUCUAUGGGAGCUGGAGAUUGUCAAUGUGUUGAAAAUCAGCCUUCUCGGCCACAGGAAGAGAAUCAUAGCGUCUCUGGCAGAGCGGCCCUAUGAGGAGGCCCCGACCAAAUCGCAGAUCUCUCACCGUCUCUCACAGAUCAGGUUUCAGGACCUGUUGUCCCAGACAGGGACCUCUCCUCUGAGUCAGAUGGACCCUUCCACCAGUCGCUCCAUGGACAUGCUCCUGCCCUUGGGGGAGGGAGGCAGGAGGAGGAGAGCCAUGGACCAGGACUGUAGCGUGUCCCUGCGCUCCUACAGCGAGAGACCCCGCUCCCACGACAGGCAGAGUGACCGACAAAGGGAACCCCGUUUGACCCUCCGGCCGCCGAGCCAGUCUGCCACGUACACCACGGUCUCUGCUUGGCAUCACCAGCCUGAGAAACUUAUCUUAGAGUCUUGCGGGUAUGAGGCCAGUUAUAUGGGAUCAAUGAUUAUCAGGGAUCUAAGGGGGAUUGAGUCCACUCAAGAAGCCUGUGCUAAAAUUAGGAAGUCAAAGGACCAUUCAAAAAAGGGUCCUGUUGUCAUCCUCUCCAUCACUUAUAAAGGGGUCAAGUUCAUUGAUGCCGCCACUAAGUCAAUAGUAGCCGAGCAUGAGAUCAGGAACAUCUCCUGUGCGGCCCAGGACCCCGAUGACCUCUGCACCUUCGCCUACAUCACCAAGGACAGUAAGAGUGGCCACCACUUCUGCCAUGUCUUCAGCACUGUGGAAGUGACUCAGACUUAUGAGAUCAUCCUGACACUGGGACAGGCAUUUGAGGUGGCCUAUCAGCUGGCUCUCCAGACCAAGGCCAGGCAGUAUGUCCCAGUCCCCCCACCGUCUCUGGGGUCAGAGGUCAUUGAGACCAAAUCCAGCCGGCCCACGUCACAACAAUGGAGCAGCAUGAGGAGAUCAACAAUUGACCCUCUGGAGAUGGACGCAGACAUGCAAUCCCUGGGCAGCGCCACCUGGCUCUUCAACCAGAGAGACUCCAACAAGCGCCCUGUCAGCACCAACUUGUCCUGUCUUACCAGGCAUCUACCACUGUGAGGCACUGUGAGGAGACAUAUCUAGCCUGGGAUGCAUGAAGGACAGAAAAUCUAUAAGACAAAAAACAAUCAACAAACUUUUUUCUAUGCAUUUUUAAUCGUACAAUGAUGGAUCGUCAAGGAAUCUUCCUUUUCCAUGUAUAAUGGAUCAAAAACUGAACCUCAAUGUCCUGUGUGAUUCUGUACACAAAUGGACAGGACAACUCUUCCAUCACUCUGCCAAGAACAGUAGUAGCCUUACUUCAAUCUGGCAAUCUAUCAGUUUAAAUCUAAACGUAAUCAAUUGAGCAUCCUUGCCACCAUCACACAUUCUCCACACUUGCUGACUGCUGCACGCAUCUUUCGUGGUUUAAAAUACUUACAACACUUUUGAGUUGACAACACAUGAACACUUUGGCUGAGCUGCAGUGAAGGUGUUGUAAUGGUACAGGUUUGUCUAGAUAAUAAUGUAUAUGAUGCUCUGUAGCUCCACAGUGUGCAUGGUGCCUCACCAGUCAUUUUAUUACCAAGAGAGACUGUUCGGCUCAUCAGAGAACACUGUGUUAAAACAUGGCACUAUCCCCUUUAAAACCUUUCGUUUGUUUUGAAAAUGAUACGGUAUGUAUUUUGUUUAACAAUUAUUAAUAAGGAAUGCUUUUAAAAAUAACUGGGAUUCCUGAAAUGUAUUUACUGAGAGAAACCCAGGGAAACCGUAGCAACACCACAAUGUAUUGCCAUAGUAAAAUAAUGCAAAUACAAAUUCAUGACAAGUUGCCAAAACACCUCAUGAAGGUACAUUUGAUGGCAAUAAUUUAAUUUGCCAAUUCAUUGUGAAAGGUAUAAGAUAUUCCCAAUAACAUCGCUUAAAUCUUUUUAUAUGAGGCAAGGCAGGUUGUGUUGCUGGACUCCUGAUGCCACUGAUUCAGCAUGAGGUCAAAUGUGUCACUAGAAAAUGAACAACAGUGCCAAGGAUUCAGGCUUACUCAUAGUUUGAACUUUAAAAUUGAGGGAUCUAAAUGUAAUUAGAUAUGGUUUUAUUAUGCAAAUUUGCUUUGGGUUGAAAAUAUAUUUGAAACUGCAUUCUUGUUUUUCCUUUCACUGUGUCUAAUACUGCAGGUCUACAGGAGCUAUCUGUUGGUAUUAUCUACUUGUGUUUUGCUCAACCUAUUUUGUGUGCUGUGUUGCCUUGUGUUGUGUCCUCCUGUGAGGAUGGCCUGUUCUGUCUCUGUCCACUGUCCUCAUUCUGUGUCCCCUGCUGCAGGAUAUGUUAUGCUUAGCCUCUCUCCAAAUGGCACAGGAUGGCUGACUGGAGAAUGAGUGUUAAGACUUGACAGUCUCUGUGUGGUACUGUAGCUGUGUCUCAUCGUUGUUCUGUUCUGACUGAUACUGUAGCUACCACUGAUGCAUGUGGCAGUAUUUGUGUUUCGUCCUCUGAUGCACUUGGCCCAUUGAGGUGUACAUAUGUAGCAGUGUCUGUUUAGUUUUUUCAUAUAAUUUGCCUUUUUGUUUUACUUUAUCCAUUAUUAUAACACAAAUACAGCACCCCAUCUCAUUUACA
Molecule: messenger RNA, 4098 nt
Organism: Oncorhynchus tshawytscha (Chinook salmon)
Lineage: Eukaryota; Metazoa; Chordata; Actinopteri; Salmoniformes; Salmonidae
Product: ankyrin repeat and SAM domain-containing protein 1A
Exons: 12
Coding region: 796-2562 (588 amino acids)
Cellular component (GO): cytosol
Molecular function (GO): protein binding
Source: RefSeq, a predicted model, not a curated record